Triticum aestivum (bread wheat) is the source of this 4299-nucleotide messenger RNA. RefSeq names its product receptor kinase-like protein Xa21. The transcript has 5 exons. Lineage: Eukaryota; Viridiplantae; Streptophyta; Magnoliopsida; Poales; Poaceae. Gene Ontology annotation, molecular function: receptor serine/threonine kinase binding; ATP binding; protein kinase activity. Bases 877 to 3921 code for a protein of 1014 amino acids. The record is from RefSeq and is a predicted model, not a curated record. Gene Ontology annotation, biological process: protein phosphorylation.
UUAGUUUUCCUUUACCGAUUUAUUUACCUUUAGUGUGAGAUUGUUCAGGAAUUCAGGUAGGAACUUGGUCCCAUAGUCGUCCGCGCCUCACCAAAUCGGAUGGUGGUACCGUAUUCUGGGUUGGUUUGUUUGCUGAUAGAAACUUGCAUUCUAGCGUGACACUGAACUUUCUACUCCUGAAUAUGUGAAGCGGUGCAUCCAUGUUUUGUUUGGGUCCAAGGUGAAGGUGGGAACAUGUAGGACUGCAAAUUGGACAGCCAGUCACCCUUGAUCCGUGAGAACCAGGGCUGGCACCAUGUCCACACCUGCUCGGCCAGGCAGCUUGGUCGAGAAUUCAGGCUUGCUGCUCCUCUCUCAGUCGUUCCUGGUGUGAAGAACUGUAGCAUCAUAAUUUAGGAUAGGGAUAUCAUGCUGUCAUCGUCUAAGCAGGACAGCUCGUGGAGAUUAGAUCAUCCACGGGGCUAUCAUCUUAAAAGCAAUAUGCGAGUGUGGUCAUUUUCUCCUUUUUCUUCCGGGACCAUGGGUCGUCGUUACUCACUAGUUGUGUAGAAAAUUACAUAUACUAGUUUCUUUUUUCCGAAAAAUAUAUACUAAAAAGCUAAAGUUAAAUAUCUAUUGCCAUGCCUAUAAAUGAGGGUGCCAAGCAGCUAGUUACUUGUAGCUACGGCCGUUCUACACCCAAAUCAGACAGGAUUUUAAUGUUUCCUUUGCAGUUCAGAUGACACAAUCAUGCUGAUUUUGGGGAUGUUUGUGCAACCGUCAAAUGCUGGCAGGAUGAUGGUGGUGGACAUGAACUCAAGAAAGACAGUAGGCAAGUCCUGAGAGAGGGAUUGAAGUAUAAUUGGUUAGAUCUUCAACAAAGGCAGCUAGCCAGCCAUGAAGAUUACUACAAUCAUGCAGUUAAUCUUGGGGUUCAUUGUUUGCAACGGACAUGUCAUCAUCUGUGGCUCCCUGUAUGGAAAUGAGACAGACCAAUUGUCACUGCUUGAAUUCAAGAAUGCAAUCACCCUCGAUCCAAAGCAAUCCUUGAUGUCCUGGAAUGACAGUACCCACUUUUGCAAUUGGGAAGGUGUUCAUUGCAGGAUGAAGAAUCCAUACCGUGUCACUUCUCUUAACCUUACAAAUCGAGGUUUAGUCGGGCAAAUCUCUCCUUCACUUGGAAAUCUAACAUUCCUAAAACAUCUACUCCUACCAACAAAUGGGUUUACUGGGACAAUUCCUCCAUCCCUUGGUCAUUUGCAUCGCCUUCAAAACCUCUACCUGAGCAAUAACACACUGCAAGGGAGGAUACCUAGUCUGGCAAACUGUUCCAACCUCAAGGCCCUAUUGCUGGGUAGAAAUCAACUAGUUGGGCAAAUUCCUGCAGACUUGCCUUCUUACCUUCAAGUGCUGCAACUUUCAAUUAACAAUCUUACUGGAAUCAUCCCUGCUUCUCUUGCCAACACCACAUCGCUAAACCAGUUUAACGUUGCGUUUAAUAAUAUUGAGGGCAACAUCCCGAAUGAGAUUGCCAAGUUACCUGCGCUACAUAUUCUGAACGCGGGUAGCAAUCAAUUGACAGGCAGGUUUCAACAAGCCAUUUUGAACCUUUCUACUCUUGUUACCCUUAUCCUUGGUCCAAAUCAUUUAAGUGGUGAGGUACCAUCCAAUAUUGGUAACUCUCUACCCAGUCUCCAACAGUUCGCAUUAGCCGAUAACUUCUUUGAUGAAAAAAUCCCAUCUUCUUUGAUCAACGCAUCCCAGAUACACAUUUUUGAUAUAUCAAAAAAUAAUUUCACAGGUUUGGUGCUUAGGUCCAUUGGCAAACUUUCUGAACUCACAAAGUUAAACCUUGAGUUCAAUAAACUCCAAGCACGUGAUAAGCAAGAUUGGGAGUUUAUGAAUAGCUUAACCAAUUGUACUAAGCUAAAUGCCUUCUCGGUAGAGUGGAAUCAUCUAGAAGGCCACAUACCAAGUUCAUUAUCCAACCUUUCCAUUCAACUUCAACAUCUAUAUUUGGGGCGGAAUCAAUUGGAAGGGGAUUUCCCUUCUGGCAUAGCAAACCUUCCGAACCUGAUUGUUUUAGGAAUGAAUAGCAAUCAAUUUACAGGUGCCAUUCCCCAAUGGCUAGGAACUCUCAAAAAUUUGCAAAUACUAGCUUUAGCUGACAACAUCUUUACAGGGUUUAUUCCAUCCUCCCUUUCCAAUUUAUCUCAAUUGGCAUAUCUCCUUCUAGAAUCGAACCAAUUUGUUGGCAACAUACCACCAAGCUUUGGAAAGCUUCAAAACCUUGCAAUAUUGAACAUGUCCAGCAACAAUCUUCAUGGUUUAGUACCAAAGGAGAUCUUUAGAAUUCCACCACUAAGGGAAAUUUAUUUAUCCUUUAACAACUUUGAUGGACAACUUCCUACCGACAUCGGUAAUGCCAAACAACUCACAAAUCUAGAACUCUCUUCAAAUAGGCUAUCUGGAGAUAUUUCUAGCACUUUGGGUGAGUGUGCAAGUUUGCAAGAUAUAAAGUUGGACUGGAAUGUUUUCAGUGGAAGCAUCCCCACUUCGUUACGCAAAAUAAGUAGCCUAAAAAUUCUCAGUGUCUCUCACAAUAACAUUACUGGGUCAAUUCCAGUGUUUCUUGGCAACCUACAAUACCUCGAGCAACUAGAUUUGUCAUUCAACCAUCUCGCGGGGGAGGUCCCAAAAGAAGGAAUCUUCAAGAAUGUGACUGCUCUGCGGAUUGAAGGAAAUCAUGAGCUUUGUGGUGGGGCUCUGCAGUUACACUUAAUGGCAUGUUCUGUUAUGCCUUCAAAUUCAACAAAGCACAAGCUGUUUGCUGUACUCAAAGUGUUAAUCCCAAUAGCUUGCAUGGUCUCACUUGCUAUGGUCAUACUUCUCUUAUUGUUCUGGAGGGGGAGACAUAAGAGAAAAUCCAUGUCUUCACCAUCAUUUGAAAGAAAUCUUCCCAAAGUUUCUUUCAGUGAUAUUGCUAGAGCAACAGAGGGGUUCUCAACAUCCAGCAUUGGAAGAGGGAGGUAUGGUACUGUGUAUCAAGGAAAACUAUUUCAAGAUGGAAAUUAUGUUGCCAUAAGUGUCUUCAACCUGGAGACAAGGGGAGCACCAAAUAGCUUCAUUGCAGAAUGUAAUGUCUUAAGAAAUGUGCGGCAUCGUAAUCUGGUUCCUAUACUAACCGCAUGCUCAAGCAUUGAUUCUAAUGGCAAUGAUUUCAAAGCUCUAGUGUAUGAGUUCAUGCCUCGAGGAGGCUUGCAUGGACUACUGUACUCAACUCAAGACUAUGAGAGCUCUUUUGAUUUGAUGCAUAUUACAGUAGCUCAAAGGCUAAGCAUUGUUGUGGAUAUAGCAGAUGCACUGGAGUACCUACACCAUAACAACCAAGGAACUAUUGUUCAUUGUGAUAUGAAGCCUAGCAACAUUCUUUUGGAUGACAAUAUGACAGCUCAUGUUGGAGAUUUUGGUCUUGCAAGGUUCGUAGUUGAUUCAACGGUAUCAUCAUCUGAUGACUCAUACUCAGCCUCUUCAAUGGCGAUAAAUGGAACUAUUGGAUAUGUUGCUCCAGAAUGUGCAACAGGUGGUCAUAUUUCAACUGCUAGCGAUGUCUACAGCUUUGGAAUUGUUCUAUUUGAGAUAUUCUUACGGAAGAGGCCGACAGAUGAUAUGUUCAAAGAUGGACUAAACAUUGCGAAAUUCGUUGAAAUGAAUUUUCCUUCCAGGAUAUCAGAAAUUAUUGAACCUGAAGUACUUCAAGAUCAGCCUGAGUUUCCUGAAGAAACUCUAGUAGCCAUGAAGGAAAAUGACCUGGACUGUGUAAUUUCAGUGCUAAACAUUGGGCUCCGCUGCACCAAGCCAUACCCGAACGAGCGCCGCAACAUGCAGGAAGUGGCUGCAGGGCUGCAUGGAAUCAAGGAGGCUUAUCUCAGAGGGUGCUAAGUUUGCUGGCAGGUACGUUCUUGGAAAAUGAACAUUGGGAGUAAAUCACAACGUGCUGGGUGGGCAACACGCUCUGCUUGUGCCGCUCCUCAAGACAGGGCUUCCUCCCUGAUGUUGGUCUUCCAUGCUGUUUGGGUGAUGGACUGUUUAAUUCGGGAUAUCCUCUUGACUCUUUGUUGUUCCUUUUUUGUGUGGAAUCAACCAACGUUUAUUAGUAGUUUGAAUUAAGGUCACAUGGUUGGCAUGUUGCUAGUACUAUGUAAUAUUACCUCCUAUCUAGACAAAUUUAAGACAAGUAAUUCAGGGCGGAGGGAGUAUGAUGUAGUUGUACGCCCGGGCAAGUAUUGUAGAGCUGGCAACUAUUUCUUACAGCCUAAA